Sycon ciliatum is the source of this 1840-nucleotide messenger RNA. RefSeq names its product poly(rC)-binding protein 3-like. NCBI's taxonomy places the organism in Eukaryota, Metazoa, Porifera, Calcarea, Leucosolenida, Sycettidae. The record is from RefSeq and is a predicted model, not a curated record. Gene Ontology annotation, cellular component: nucleus; cytoplasm. The transcript is spliced from 11 exons. Gene Ontology annotation, molecular function: mRNA binding. Bases 161 to 1363 code for a protein of 400 amino acids. Gene Ontology annotation, biological process: regulation of gene expression.
GCGAAGGCCAAAGGGUGCACAGAUUGUUCAUUUGUUUAGUUCUUUACAAAAAACGCAUGCGCGUUUUUCUUGCUCUGCUUUCUGCAAGCAGGACCCGGUCUAGGUCUCCGUAACUCCCCUCCUGUUAUCCCCUUUCCCUUUCCCGCUGUGAUCCUAUCAGAUGGCCCAGGAAAACCCCCAGACUGCAGGUAUGGCUACAAAUGGACCCACAGAUGGCAACGUCAUGUUUCCACACUCUGGAAUUCCUGCUUCAUCUGUCCAACUCACCAUUCGACUUCUAAUGCAAAGCCGCGAUGUUGGUAGUAUUAUCGGCAAGGGUGGCGCAACUAUUUCCAAAUUCCGUAAUGAGAGCCAUGCACAUAUUAAUAUUACCGAUGGCGGAACUGAACGCAUUGUUACCUUAACUGGAACAACUGAUGCCAUCUUUGCGGCUUUUAGUAUGAUCUGCAAGAAGGUUGAAGAGGGGUUCCGUCAGUCCACUAGUAGCAGUGGCCAGCAACCCCCAGUUUCAUUACGUCUAUUAAUUCCUGCCAGCCAAUGCGGGCCCCUGAUUGGCAAAUCUGGAUCCAAGAUCAAGGAGCUGCGCGAGGCCACCGGAACGACUGUUCAAGUUGCCGGAGAGCUACUGCCAAAUUCGACAGAGCGUGCAGUCACUAUUUCUGGUACUUCGGAUGCACUCUCUCAAUGUCUAUAUCGCAUUGCGUGUGUCAUGCUCGAAAAUCCAGUUCGUGGUCCAACAAUUCCUUACCGGCCACGUCAGACUAACAGCGUACCGGCUGCCACACCACCCUUUUUAGGAUUUCCACCCACGUUUACACUAAAUGACCCAUUUGCACUGGGAGUUCAGCCACCUGUUUUACAGAUGAAGCCUUUGGCUAGCGAUUAUGUCAGCGCAGACCCGCUUCUUUACAACUCUGCAGGUCCGAUGACAACAGCCGGUCAUCCCACCAAUUUUGACAUGUGUAUACCAAAUGAGCUGGUCGGCUGUGUCAUUGGUCGCGGUGGACACAAGAUAUCCGAAAUCAGACGGCAAUCUGGAGCAUCAAUUAAGAUUGGCAACAUUGUUGCCAACUGUCCUGAUCGUCGUAUCACUGUGACUGGCACAACAGAGUGUGUGACCGCCGCACAACACCUUAUCUCCGCACGGUUGCAAGCUGAACUUGCUAAUAAGCAUGUGACGCAUCCCGAUGUGAUGUCAACGAUGAUUCUGCCGCACAACGUCAACGGUGUCGGUGGUUCAAACGGCAUGCAUAUGCUUCCCAAGCAGGACCAUCACAUUCUCCCAUCGAUGCAGCCUAUGCAUACCCCCUCUGGUCUCCCACUAGCGGCAGGACCAGACAAUGGUCAGUCUGUACAAGCAUAGAAACAAUAGGUCUUUUUUUCAUUUUUAGUGAUUUCUAACCAACAUAUAUCAUAAAAAGCAUAUUAUGUAACUUGAAGAAAAUAAAACAAUACUUUCCUUUUUCUUCCUUUUUUGUUCUUUUUAACCUGUCUGUUUUAUCUUUUUAAGGUGUCUGGUCGUGUUUUGGUAUGUUUUCGUGUGUUUUUUUUUUGCAAGUCUUGGUCGUGUUUACCGUAUUGGUCGGUGUCUCCUUUCCCUUUUUACGGUAUUGUGUAGUAUUUCUAAAUUAAGCGUGUAGCUGCUAGCUUUCACCGAACAGAGCAGAGCUUUAGCCGUGUAUCAUUGUAAGAGAUGAUUUAUUUUUAAUUUGGAAGGAUUGAGCAGUAUUGCUUUUAUCUGGCAAAUACAGGUAUGACCGAUACAAUGCACAGAAUGCAAUUGUCGGGAAUUGAUCCGCAUGUUGCUACAUAAAUAUUAUGUGCCCAACGCCACAACAUA